CGAGCCGGCCCAUCUCCCACCAUGUCCGACGAGGCGUCGGCCACCACUUCCUAUGAGAAGUUUCUAACCCCAGAGGAACCCUUCCCGCUCCUAGGAGCCCCUCGUGGGGUGGGCACCUGCCCCAGCGAGGAAGCCGGCUGCCUGGACAUCAGCGACUUCGGCUGCCAGCUCUCCUCCUGCCAUCGCACGGAUCCGCUCCACCGGUUUCACACCAACAGGUGGAACCUCACUUCUUGUGGGACAAGUGUCGCAAGCUCAGAAUGUAGUGAGGAGCUAUUUUCAUCAGUUUCUGUGGGAGAUCAAGAUGAUUGCUAUUCCCUGUUGGAUGAUCAAGACUUCACUUCUUUUGACCUAUUCCCUGAAGGAAGUGUCUGCAGCGAUGUCUCCUCCUCUAUCAGCACUUACUGGGAUUGGUCAGAUAGUGAAUUUGAGUGGCAGUUACCAGGCAGUGACAUUGCCAGUGGAAGUGAUGUACUUUCUGACGUCAUACCCAGUAUUCCCAGUUCACCUUGCCUGCUUCCUAAAAAGAAAAACAAGCACCGGAAUCUAGAUGAACUUGCUUGGAGUGCGAUGACAAAUGAUGAGCAGGUGGAAUAUAUUGAAUAUCUGAGCCGUAAAGUCAGUACUGAGAUGGGCCUUCGGGAGCAACUUGAUAUUAUUAAAAUCAUUGAUCCUUCUGCUCAGAUCUCCCCUACUGACAGUGAGUUUAUUAUUGAACUUAACUGUCUCACAGAUGAAAAACUGAAGCAGGUCAGAAACUAUAUCAAGGAGCAUAGCCCCCGCCAGCGGCCGGCAAGGGAGGCCUGGAAGAGAAGCAACUUUAGCUGUGCAAGCACCAGCGGCGUGAGCGGUGCCAGCGCCAGCGCCAGCAGCAGCAGUGCCAGCAUGGUCAGUUCUGCAAGCAGCAGUGGUUCCAGUGUCGGAAACUCGGCUUCAAACUCCAGUGCCAACAUGAGUCGAGCACACAGUGACAGCAACCUGUCUGCAAGUGCGGCAGAGCGGAUUCGGGAUUCAAAAAAACGAUCCAAGCAGCGAAAAUUACAGCAGAAGGCCUUCCGCAAGAGGCAGCUGAAGGAGCAGAGGCAGGCCCGGAAGGAGAGGCUUAGUGGGCUCUUCCUUAAUGAAGAGGUACUGUCCUUGAAAGUGACUGAAGAAGACCACGAAGCAGAUGUUGAUGUUUUGAUGUAAUAGAGUGCAUUUAUCAGCAUUCUUCCUAAGCAUUCUUCUGUCCUCCUUGGUUUACAUGUAUCUUGACCAAAAGUUUGGUUACGGUUGUGCUGAUGAUGUAUCAUUCAUAAUUUAGGCCAGUGGUUCUCAGAGGGUAGUCCCAGUACCUGCAGCUUCAGCAUCACCUGAAAAGAUGUUAGAAUUGCAUUUGAACCCCAUCCCAGACCCACAGACAAUGUGGAUUUGGGGCAGCACUGUGUUUUAACCAAUGCCAAGUUAUUCUCGUGCACAUUCUGAUUUAAGAACCACUGGUAAAUGUCUUAACUACUUUAACUUUAUGGUGAUUAAGUGGGCUUUUCAAAGACUAGUACAUUUACAGUUUGGGGGAUUUUAAAGUACAAGUAGUUUAUUUUGUCACUAUAUGUGUAGAGUCCACAAUUCAGUUCCCUUCUUAAUGAUAAGAUUUCUUAGUUUACUUUUUUUUUCAAGAGGGCCAUAGUAUAAUUAUCAGUUCCUAGGGGCAAAUCUUUUUUGAGGUGAGGGUGCGCAUAAGGUAUGCAUUGCUGUUUACAAUAGUGCCUUCAUUAGGUUCAGUUCUAUUUUCAUUAAGUGUUAAUGCAAAGGUAUAAGAAAAGGCCCUAAUCUUUUCCAAUCAGAUGUGUUUUUUGUUUUUCUAUACUUUAUGUCAAGUGAGAAUUAUUUCUGCAAGUAAUAACUACUGAGAAAAUAAUGCUAUACUAGCGGAAUUUUAGACUUAAUGCUGUGUUGAUUAAUUUUCAAAUGAAGACUCCGAUUAAGCAAUGAUACCAAUCAAACUUUCCCAUUGCAUCCUUACAUUUUAGGCUGUCAGAUAAUCUCUAAACUAGAUAAUUUAUCUGUUUUUCUCUAUCAGAAUUAUUUUAUGCAGCACAUCUCCAAUUUUUUAUAUUUGGUUUAACAGCUUACAGGCAUGUGAACAGGUUAAUGUUAAAAAUUGACUGAUAGACCACUUAGAGUUCUACCAAACUUCAGAAACUGCUGUAAGUCUAUAAAGCAGUGGAGUAUAGAAAAUACCUUUGUGGAUUCCUAAUAGGAUUCUAAGUCUAAAUGUGAAAUCAUGGAGUUUCUUUAAUGUUUCAAAGAAUUCAUUAUCAUGAACUUAGAAAUAGUCUUGACUCCUUUUCUUCUUCUCUAAGUCUUUGAGCAUUUACACAGGCUAGAGAAGAUAGAAACCGAGACUACUGACAAUCAAUUUGCUUUCUGAUUUUCAUUUCUAUUAUAGCAUUUAGAAGGCAAACUGAUUGUGUAAUGAAUAUUUUGAAAAGACUAUAUAGAGUUCGGAGGUUAAUAGGGUUUCAAUUGUAUUUAACUUUAGUUCUUCAAAAAGAUUGACAACUUAAAUCUGUUCAUUUUUAGUUGAUAUAAAGGCUUAAAUUUUACUAAAUUAAAAGUGAAGAUUUAAUCCUGGUAUGUUAGCACAUGCCUUUAAUCCUAGCAUUCAGGAAGCUGAGGUGGGGAUUGCAAGUUCAAAGCCAGCCUGGGCUACAUAGUGCUACUAAAGUUUUGUAUACAUUUACAAUUCUUAUUUCAUUUUGCUUCUUUAGAGGGUUAGAGAAUUGAAACCGAGGGUAAAAAUUAGUACCUUGCAGCAUUGCUGAGGUCUGUGGUCUGGCUGUAACUUUUGAGUGCCCACUAAGAUCAGAAUUUAAAAUGCUACUAAAGUAAAAGCAUGAAUAUGUGUGCUUUUGGCUAAAGUCGUAUUUCUGACUUUCCUCCUACCUCCUUUGGUACUCCAGUCUAGUUUAGAGGGACCAAAGAGAUCUUAGGGUUGGGCCCUAGAAUACUUGAUGAAAGGUGUACUCUGUUUUUCCGUCCAAGCACAGAAAUAGAACAAAGAAGAGAAGCAAAUAUAUCUAAACUCUCCGCCUUCCCUUAGCAUUAGCAAAUCCCACAGAGGAAGAAGAAGCUCUUUCUGUUGUCCAACGAAGAUGGGCAUCAUUAAGAUACAGAGCAACAUUUUUUUCAUCACACAGUUGCAAACUAUUUAUUUGUUGAUGAUGCUUAGUAGAAGAAAAUCCAAAACUGGUUCCGGAUAUAAUUUAAGACCAAUUCCUCUAUGCUCCCCAAAAUCAUGUAGUCUUCUUAACUUAGAUUUAACUUAAGUCACUAUUGAAUAAGUUUACCAAAGUGCCAUUGGCAGAUUUUUAAUGUCUGUAAAGGUUUGUGUAUUUAUAGAAAUGUGUCAUGAAAUUUUGUGUAAGUCCAGAUUCACUCUAAAUGGUAGAACCAGAAUAUAAAGUCUAUUUGGAGGAGAUUGAAAACACUACUUUCAUUUAAAAGGAAAAAGUGGAACUACUGGACUUGUUUGUGAUCUAAGAGAUAGAGAUUAAAGCCUUUCUCUUUCCCUCCAAGAUAGAAACUUAUCACAAAAAGACAAAGUUUCUUCUGUCUUUGUUAUUGUGCUGUGGUCUGUUAUCUGUUAGGAUAUUUCAUGUAGAUAAUUCAGAGAGAAUUGUUGAAAUAGGUGGUAAUUUAUUAAAUUUGGUAUCUCUUUGAGGUAUAUUUUAAAACAAAUUCAAGUCAGUAUCUUUUUUUCCUUUUCAAUGGAAAGCCUACUUAAUCAAUUAAAAGGAAAAUCAGGGAAAUGCAAAUCAAAACUGUUGAGAUUCUAUCUUCCUUCAGUCAUAAUGGCUAUAAUCAAGGAAACCAAGAGUAAAUACUAGUGAGAGUAGAGGGUAGGAAGGAAUCUGUUUAUACUGCUGGUGAUAAUAUAAACUGGUUGUACCAGUGGAAAUCAAUAUGAAAGUUCUUUUUUUAAAAAACUACAAAUGGAACUAUAUUGUCAUCCAGCUAUAUCAUCCCUGAGUAUAUGCUCAAAUAAAUGAACUCAGCAUAUGACAGGAAUACUUGUACUUCCAUGUUUAUCACAGUACUGUUCCCAAUAGUCAAUAAAUGGAUGCCUACCAGCAGAUGAAUAAAGAAAAUGUGACAUAUACAUAGAGCAUAGUUGUUUGUAUUCAGCCAUAAAGAAGACUGGAAUUAUGCCAUUUGCAGGAAAAUGGAUAGAUAGAGGUCAUCAUGUUAAAGCAAACAUUGUGGUUUUCUUAUACAUGUGGAAUCUAGAUUUAGUAAAAAGCAACUCAUGAAAUUGGAAGGGGCACUAUUUGGGAAGAGGAAAGGCUCUAGUGAAAAAGGAAAGAGGGGCAAAAGAUGGUGGGUGAAUAUGAUCGAAGUAGAUUGUAGAUAUGUAUGGAUAAAUAAGUGAAUGAAUGAGAAGUCCAGAAUUUGCUCCACUGUACAGAGUUUGUCUUCUGUACAAAACUCAUGGUGGAGUGAAUUAGUCUCCUCUUUGCAGAUUUAUCCAGAGACUUUUUAUUAGGGAUCUUGGAAGAGUAUGUCAGUCCUUAAUACAGCUUUUAAAAGUGUGAACAAUGAGUUAAGCAAAAUGGCAUGUAUUUUUAUACAGUUUUGCAAAUGAUUAAAGGAAGGUGGUGUUCUAGAAUGUAGUAGGUUGUAAAGGGCUAGUUCAUUCUAUCUUGCCAAGAACUUAGAGUAAAAUGAUAGUUUUUCUUCAUUCUGCAGUAGAUAGUGGCAGUUUUGUUGAGUUCCUCUGUUUUUUGGGUAAGUUAGAUAUUGCUGAAUUAAAUCCCAGAAGCUGACUUAUAAAAUAAUGACCUAUAGUGUGCAUAGACAUUUCAUUUUUUGUUUAGCUUUUAAAGGUGGUAAAUUCCCUCAAAAGGAAAAAUUAUAAGAAGUUAUUGUAUAAAGGUAUCCAGAUUCUGAUGAGCUUUAAAAAUUGUAAAAUUUAUUGUAUAUCUUCAUAUUUAAGCCAAAAAUAUUAUUACAUAAACUCUAUAGAUGUCUUGUUUUGGAUUCUCUUAGCAGACUUUUUUUUCAUGGCUUCUCUGUAGCCUCAUGUGCCUUAAAGGUGGUGAAUUUUGUCAUUUUCAUCAAUAUCAGGCUUUUCCAGACUCAAAUAAUCAGAAUGUUAUAAUUUGGUUCAUAUAAUGCUCAUGGGGUUUGGAUAUUAGUAAGCAAAACUUACCAAUCAGUAGUAGUAGAGUAUAAAAUGAAAUAAAAACCUUCAGAUCUUAGACUCAUUUGCUUAAAAUGAGUUGAUUAUUGAAGAGCCUUGCAUUUACGUAACGUUUUAGUUAACCUAUUUUUUCCACUGGGGGAAAAAAGUCUGAGGCCAGGAUACUUUUUACUUCUUUUCUUUCUGAGACAGGGUCUCCCUAUGUACUUCAGUCUAGCCUUGAACUUGCUAUGUUGUCCCGGCUGGUCUGGAACUUGUGAUUGUUUCCCCUUAGCUUCCCUGGUGUUUGGAACCCAGACGUGUCUGGGGAAUAUACCUUUUUAAACUAGGUAACAUAUACCAUGAAAGAGAAUUUUUAGGGUCUGGACAAAAACUCUUCGAGAAGCAAGAUUGUCUAGCAAGGUAUUUUCUUCUCUUAACUUUAGGGAUUCCUAGGAUUCAUCUGUGUGAUCGUCGGGGCACCCUGUCCUCUCUCCUUUAACACAGUACCUCUUAGCACUCUCUCUUCAAUUCUCGAGAAUUGAUGGAGGGUGAAGCCAGUUUGACUUAGCUGAUAGUAUUCUUUUGUGUUCAAUGGUAGUGUGAAUGUUGAAUGCACUGACAUUCAACAUAUUUAAGUUAGAGAUAAAUUCCAUCUCGAAAGGGACCAUUAGGAAAUAAAUAUUUGAGUGUACGUUGCAGUAGGUUUAAACUUGAAUGAAGUGAGAUAAAUUUUAUCUUAAGAUUGAACAUUAUUAAAUAUGUAAGAAGCCUCUCGGGCAUUUUGAGCUAGGCAUUUCUGUCAGUAUAGUAUUUGGAACACAAUCCUUGGAAUAUUUAAAUUUGGUCUCUGAAAAAUAAUUUACGUUCUCUAUGAGACUUAGAAGAAACUCUGACAAUUCUCUAACUGGGUGUUAAGAGUAAGGCAGUUGCAUGCCAUAGCUCAAGAUCCAAGUUGGCUCACUACAAUUAAAUUUCCAUUUCUUAAGUGCUAAAUUUGUUUGCAGCUCCCUGCCCAAUUAUUUUUUGAAUUGAGGUUAUUGAUGUUUCAACCUAGAUCAGAAAAUGGCAAAUUGCAUUUUAAUUUGACGUUCAUGCCAAACUCGGAAAACCCAGUGUGGUCUUUGCUGAUUUCAGUAUGUAGUAGUUUUUCUUUAUUGUCAGGUUUCUUCUGUUACAUCUCUGUGGUGAAUGGAACCUGUGGAAAUCUGUGUUCUUUUUUGUGCUGAUGGAUGGGGUGGGAAGGGGAAGAAUUGCUUAAUUAAUGCAUAUCUGUUUUGACUAUGUCAAGGUAAUUGUAGAAUUAAUGUGUACAGAUGACAAGUACACAGUUAAGAUGCUGAAUUGUCCAGAAGAGCCAUGGCUGUUCUGUGAAGUUGCUUGAUCUUAAACUGAAGCUGACCUCUUGACUUUACAUUGAGAUUUCGGGGAUUUUAUAGAAUGGAGCUGAGAGAAUUUAAUUUCCUGACUGAGUAAUUUAGAUAAAACAUAUUAUCCAUGAAUCUUUGUGUUGGCAAUUUAAUCUGUUACCAAAAGAAAUUAACAAUGAACACAAGUACAUGUGAAACAUUUCACAGAUGGUUAAGAGUUGCAAAUUGUGGAACUCUCACCACUUUUCAAAAAUUAGUUAUGUAGCAUCAGUAUCAUAACCAAAGUAAGUAGGAAGGUGACUGGUUUGGAGAAUCUGCAAGUAGUCUUAAAUAUUGUAAAGUAUCAGAUUGUUAACCAGGACUUUUCCCUGUAUUCCUGAAAAAUAUAUUCUAUAUUAAUGCCCUUUUGUAUAUGCAACAGUCUUCUGUACAUUCUGUACUUACUACAGUGUAUAUAAAACCUGCUUGUUGUUCUCAAAGCUCUGUGAGGGGAUAAUGAUAGUUAUAACACAUUUGGUUUCUAUUUUGAGUUCCUUGCACAUGAAAUAUUUUAGCCCUUAUGUCUAAGCAAGUAUUAUGGUUGUAACUGAAGCUUGCUAUGUGGCAGAACUGUGUUUUGAACCCAAAAAUAUCAGAACAAAAGGAGUCAUUUUGGUCAUUAAGAAUUGUGGUAAUUAUUCCAUCUUAAUUAUCUCUUUUAAAAAACCCACUGCUGCUUACUACUUUAUACUCUGAAUCAGCUCCUCUCCAAGUUCCAUCCCUGAGUAUUUCCCACUAACAGAGAAUUGUCCUCAUCAUUGGUUCAAAGUUUGAUUGGACUCUAUAAACUUUUUUUGUGAGAGUCUCAGUCUCCUAAAAGUCAUGAGCAAAACAUUUUUUUCUGAAGAGGUCAGAUUUCUAGAGAAAUUAUCAUUCACACAGUGAGUGAGAAUUAGGUUGGUUAUUUUGUUGUUGUUGACAAAAACGAUCUAUUUUCUUUAUAUAUUGCUGUUGAAUCUUUUAAAGUUUAAGUUUCCAGAACAGAAAUGUCUAUGAUCAGUUGUAUGUGUAGAUUCAGGUGCCAUUCUGAUUUUUUUUUUUUGUAAGGUUUUGGUUUGUUUUUGUUUUUUGUUUUUUGAUCAACAAUGUUAUUUCUUGCCACUAGAGGGAUGUCUGUGAUUGUUUUCUGCUUUGGAAAAAUCUUAGCUUUUUUUUUUUUUUUUUUUUUUUUUAAGUUUCACAGAUUGGCAUAGACUUAUUCUCAAAAUGUUUUGUGUUAGUAACUAUGUUCAUUUAUUAGUCAAAGGUAGAUUAACUAAGCUUGUUUAAUGAAAAAGGCAGUCUUACCCAUGCUGUCUGUAAUCUUCCAUUUUUAAUAAAUGUUAGAUAAUAAGUAAA
Peromyscus leucopus (white-footed mouse) is the source of this 7908-nucleotide messenger RNA. It is a transcript of the gene Fam199x, whose product is annotated as family with sequence similarity 199, X-linked. NCBI's taxonomy places the organism in Eukaryota, Metazoa, Chordata, Mammalia, Rodentia, Cricetidae. The transcript is spliced from 6 exons. The coding region runs from base 22 to 1188 and encodes 388 amino acids. The record is from RefSeq and is a predicted model, not a curated record.